UCUUUAUUUUAUUCGAUUACCUAUUCAGUAUCCAGUCAAGUUCUCCAGAGUCCCGCUAAUAAUCCUAUUAUUUGAGUCAAGUGGGUUGAAAGAUUUUGUUCUAUUUCGUUCUCAUGACUGUAAAAGUGGUGAUUAUCACAUUUACAACCAACAGCGCCCUCUGAUUGUUGCAGAUUUCGUUGUAACAACGCCACAGAGCGCUUUGUUUUCCUCAUGAAGAAGCCUGUUGCUAGGAACGCAACAGCUGUCGCUAGGCUUAGGGCCCCUGUCCAUUUUUUAGUCCACAGAAAUGCCGGAUUUGAAUUUUUCAUUAUGUCGUAAAAUUAUUUUUAAAUAUAUAUUUUUUGUUGAUAUAGUGCAGUAAUUAAUCCAAACUAUGAUAACUUCUAAAGGUUUACGCAUGAAAGGUCAAAUGAAACGAGUUAAUAAUAACUUUUAUUGCUAGGCAGUUAAGUAGGUCCACACAACCGUUUCUUCAGUUACUGAAAACACAACUUAACAUUAACAUUAGGCUUUGUCGGUCUCCAGAUGUAACAAAAAGCAUCGUCGUUAGUCUUAAUAACUUGUUUUAUGUAAGUUGUACGUUUUGCUCAUAACGUUGACUGCCACUUGUGUUUUCACACAGGAGCUACAUUAUCAUCACAGUGUUUGUUUCGGUUCGACCGUUAGCCCGCGGUGGUUCAGAUGGAUUCUUACCACGUACUAAACCUGGUGGGAGAGGGCUCAUUCGGCCGAGUUUACAAGGGGAGAAAAAAGUUCACCGGCAAGGUCGUAGCUCUAAAGUUUAUGCCGAAAGUGGGUCGGACUGAAAAAGAGCUGAGAAGUUUGAAGAGAGAAAUAGAAAUUAUGAGAGAUCUUCGACACCCAAAUAUAGUCCAGCUCUUUGACAGCUUUGAGACUGAAACCGAGGUUGUGGUUGUAACUGAGUAUGCAGAAGGCCAGUUGUUCCAGAUUUUGGAGGAUGAUGGACACUUGCCAGAAAGCCAGGUGCGAGAAAUUGCCUGCCAGCUGGUCUCUGCUCUGUAUUAUUUACACUCCCAUCGCAUCCUUCACCGUGACAUGAAACCUCAAAAUAUCCUGCUAGGAAAAAGCGGUGUGGUGAAGCUCUGUGACUUUGGGUUUGCCAGAGCGAUGAGCGUCUCCACCCUGGUCCUGACUUCCAUCAAGGGAACACCGCUGUACAUGUCGCCUGAGAUCGUAGAGGAGAAGCCGUACGACCACACUGCUGACCUGUGGGCUCUGGGCUGCAUUUUGUAUGAGCUCCACACGGGGGUGCCACCGUUCUACACCAACUCCAUCUUCCACUUGGUGCAGCUCAUUGUAAAAGAUCCGAUCAAAUGGCCGGACACGAUGAGCGACAGCUGCAUGAGUUUCCUGAAAGGUUUGUUGACUAAAGACCCACAGAAACGUUUGUCAUGGCCAGACCUCCUGCACCACUCCUUUGUUGCUGAUGGUGUUUUAGUGCUGUCAGACACCAACCUCUUCAGCCCACUGACAGUCACACCUAGCCCAGACGUGGUGGCCAGGAAGAUGAAGCAAGUGGCAGAAAAGUCUGUGCCGACAUCAGGAGAGAGCAUAUUAAUGAGAAAGGCCAGGGAGCAGAUGGAGCUCCAAAAGAGAGAGAAAAAGAAGGAAGGGUGUGAAAGAAUGAAUCCUGCUGCAGUAAUGGCGUCGCCUAAAGCCCUCUCCAUUGAAGUUCCUGCAGCGUCUGGCCAGUUGGCCUCGGCAGCCAAUCAAAGCAUGAACCUGAAGAGUAAAACACGCGCCACACCAAAACAAAGGGGUCAGAUCAGCAGAGACUACGAACAGGAGUUUCCCUCCGUUGAGGUCGGGCCGCGACUCGUGCGCAGAGGGAAUGACAGACCAGCCGCACUUCACAGGCAGGAUGUUGCUACUGAAAGGCACUGUGAGAAUCGUGUCCAGGAAACAGACCUAAGCAGGCAGCAGAAGAAGCUCGUAAACUACAAUGACAUCAUAUGCCAAAUUAAAUCCAGCAUUACAGCAUUUCAGGUUCAGCUGAUAGGUGUCGGUGUUAUAAACGUGCAGCAGAUUGAGCAGGUGAUAAAGGUCCUACGAAACUUGAUCGUGACCCCUGACCUCGAGAAGUCUCACCACAUCAGCCAUGAACUUAAACUACCACAAUCCUUCUUUGAGCUGAUCAGAGAUUCUGUUUCAAACACUGAUUUUAUCAAGGAGCAGAGGAAUGUGCUUACUCUUGGAGAAAUUAUUAAAUUUAUUCUGUUCUACUGGGAAAGGCAUCGUGGUUGGGUGGAAGACGAGCCCAGACUGGAAGAGUUCACUGAGCCGCUCAAGGCGAUUAUCAGUCAGUCAGAUCUCACUGCUCUGGCACCGCUCGCUGCUUCUGUUUUAUCUCUCUUCACUCUACAUGGUGUUGAUGUUUUUGUCGACGUGGAGAAUUUGACUUCCCUGCUGAAAAUGCAUCCCUCGCCUCUGGUGUUACCGCCUCCUGGUUGGGGACUGUAUGAUGGCCUCCUCUCUUUACUCCUACACGCGUUGUCUGAGGAUGACCAUGCUUCAGUCUCAUCUAAGUUAAAUCCACUUGUGUUCUUGGAUUUGUGGAAAAAAGUUGGUUCUUCACUCGCAAGCCCAAUGCCAAACCUGGACUUAUUUUCAGCAGAUGGAAUUUACUCUUUUCUGUCUAUUGCCCUGCUUAUCUUCACAAAGGACCUGAACUCAUGCAUUCCUCUUUUUUCUGACAAAAAGUCUCAGUGUGUAUACACGCUCUGCCGGUUGCUCAGCAACGACUGUCCUCAUUUAUCAGCCAAGCCUCCCUGUGGGACCGCCGACACGGAGCUGAGCUGCGACUCUCUGUCCACGUUGAGCUGCCACCUGCUCUGCUUUCCGUUUGCUCUGGACCUGCCGCCACACACCAUGGCCGCCGUCCUGCAGGUGUACGACAGCUGUCAUGUUGCUUCCAGCCUCCUGCAGGUAAUUCAGACAUUCCCUCCAUCUCAGCUGGAGCUGCCUCUCUCCCUGCUGAGCCGUUUGCUGUUGUGUGAUCCUGAGCGCUCCGUGUCCCACGUCGGAGGAGGUGCUUCUGGCUUUUUUUCGUCAACUCAGAGCAACCAGCUCUUUCCCUCCAAAAAUCCCACCGCUGUGACCAGAACUGCCAGCUCUCUGCUCUCUGACUUGCUGCGUCAGGAUGAGCUGUGGGACUGUGCUGUGGAGCUCCUGAAUCUCUUGUCCCAAGUGGCCCGCUGCUCCUCUCAGCCCGCUUCCCCUCGGAUAUCUGUUGAGGCCGCGGCGCUGCAGCAGGCGCUGACUCAUCCGUACGACCAGAUCAGAGUUGCCACAUGUAGGUUUGUGGGGAAUUUGGAACCAUUCAGGGCUAAUCGAGCGCAUAACCUGCAGGCUGACAUUUUCAGACAGAUGAUAGACGCUCUUAAUGACUCCUGCACACAGGUGCGGCGGACGGCAUGCAGGGCGGUGGGGAACUGGCUGGGAUACGUUGCAGCAAAGUUUAAAACGGGAGGAAGCCGCAGUGACUCUUCAGGGUGGGGCAAAGAGAGCAAUCGCAGUAAAGAAGCGCAUUCACACGUCGAAGCAGCUGGUGACGCGGUGACGGAGCAGAUGUUUGACGCAGAUGAACAGAGGCGAUGGACAGACGAAGCUCAGAGGUCGGCCGCCUCGUUGACCUGCCUGCUCUCGGACCGCGACGCCGUCACGCGGCGUCACUGCUGUGCGGCUCUGGGAAACCUGGUGAACGUUGACGGCGUCGUGUCGGUGCUGGAUGAAGAGGCGUACAGCUCUCUUCUCAGAGUCGCGUGCAAUGAUUCAAACAACGGCGUGAGAGAAGCUGCAAUCGCAGCUCUGAAACUCUGCAGCCAGCAGGAUGCGGUGCAGCGGGGAAGUUGACGAGAAGAGGGACGUCCGUGUCCCUUAGAAGUGUGCUGCACAAUAUUUGGGCGACUGGAGCAAUAACGAAAUCACACUUCUGACUGCUUUAAACAUGAAUUGGGAGUAAAAACUCCACAAACCCCAGUUAAAAAAAAAAAAAAGCAAUUUCCCAACAUUUAGAAGCUGCGGCGACUUGCUUGCUCCUUCACCUUUUUCUUUGAUUUAAUCACUCACAGAUUUUAGCUCUUUACAAAUGUUUAUGAUUUUUUCCAUCUGAACAAAACAUCACCAGAUCAUGAUGCUGCCACUUGUUCCCAAGUUAGCCUAAAGUUCAAGUUGGGUUUCUGCAAAAUGCAGCGCAUUCUUCUUCAAGGUUUUAGGUGAUUUUUGUCCGGUCAGAGUCCCUUUUUAAUUAAUUUAUUUAUUUAUUUAUUUUUGGAAGAAAAGGUUUGCGUCUUUCAACCAUUACCCAUAAUGGUUGAAAACACAUGGAAACAUGUAGACCAGAACUGCCUGUUGGUUCUUGAUCAUCAUUUCCUGUUGAUCUUUAGCUGAAGGAUGCAAAUGUCAAGACAAACGUUCCAGAACUGCUGACCUUUAUUUAAUGUUAACUUGACUUUGGUUAAUGGCAGGUGUAAGAAGACUCGAUACUGAAACUGAGUGGUUCAACAAAGUAGCUUAGGAUGAGAACAGGCAACAACCAGGUUACUGCAGCUUUUCUAUUCUUCUUUACUUGAACCUCGUCACUCAUUCGUUUCCAGUUUCGCUGUACAUGAAUAAAUAUCUCAUUAAAAUCAAACAUUUAAAGGA
Messenger RNA from Poecilia latipinna (sailfin molly), 4668 nucleotides. RefSeq names its product serine/threonine kinase 36 (fused homolog, Drosophila) (gene stk36). Bases 685 to 3876 code for a protein of 1063 amino acids. The transcript has 19 exons. Gene Ontology annotation, cellular component: cytoplasm. Gene Ontology annotation, biological process: protein phosphorylation; smoothened signaling pathway. The record is from RefSeq and is a predicted model, not a curated record. Gene Ontology annotation, molecular function: protein kinase activity; ATP binding. NCBI's taxonomy places the organism in Eukaryota, Metazoa, Chordata, Actinopteri, Cyprinodontiformes, Poeciliidae.